AUGGAACAGCGAUUGGGCGCACAAAGUGUGGAGUCUGCAGGCGACGGCUCAGGCUCCUCAGGUUCCGAGUCAUCCUUCUUUCUUGGCAGCCGGUUGCCAGCAGCUUGGUUCGGCGACGGCAUGGACGAUGACAGUGGUUGCUCUCUUGACGCGGCGGGGAAGACCUCCGAGAAGACAGAGGGCAAGAACAUCCUUGACCUCUUCUCGGAAUCCCCUGCUGCUUCGAAGGAUGAGGAGCUGGAGCAUUCGCAGGAAGCUGACCCAGCGGAAGCCGACCCAGCGGAAGCCAUGCGAUUGGCCAAUGCAUUCCGUGCCUCUACCAUACCCGAAAAGCAGAUGGAUGCCAUAAAGGUUGUGGACUCCCCAGGAGAUGCGUACGAGGUCGUUUUUUGCAUGCCAGGCAUCACGGACGGUGCUCAGGGGCUUCGCGCUGGCGAGUCGGGAGUAUCCUUCGCGGACACUGCCAUGGGUUCUUGGCGGACGACGCAGAUAUCCCACCAAACAUCCGAAAGCCGAGAAGCCAUGUGGCGAUGCCUGCUGAUAUGGCUCUUUGGGGCCAGAGUGCGAGGAGAUGGCGACGGCGACUGGUGGGUCACCUCCGGGAACUGCAAGAUUGACUCGGAUGGCUGUGCUACGAGCCCGCGGUAUCCCUCCAGGUACAACAACAACCGAGACUGCGAGAUUGAGGUUGCCCCUGGAAACACGAAGGCGAUCAUGGUUGCCCAGUUCUCCACAGAAGCCAGGUACGACUUUUUGGAAGUCAACGGCAUUGCUUUCAGCGGAGAAAUCGGCCCGGAGAACGUUGUGCCUUCCGGAGUGAUCAAGUGGGAUGCGGACUACUCAAUCACCGACGAGGGGUGGCGACUGUGCCUUCAGGAGUUUGUGGGAAGCAGGUAG
Molecule: messenger RNA, 897 nt
Organism: Symbiodinium necroappetens
Lineage: Eukaryota; Dinophyceae; Suessiales; Symbiodiniaceae
Source: the annotation of a GenBank genome assembly